AUGGCACCAAAGAGAACCGCUGAAAUGGCCUUCGAAGACGAUGAGAUGCUCUACCUCGACAUCCCUAUUGAUCCUCGCCUUCUCACCACUGCCAACGAUGACCAGCCUAGCUCCAGCACCGGCAUGCCCCUUCACACACAACCUGUCGCUGCCACUGCUACCUCAACCACCACUCCAGAGAUGGCCUGGGAAGACAACGGCGCUGGUGCAAGUACCGGCUUAUCCACCUUUCCUGAACCCUCCGGUGCCGCAGCAAAUCGUCGAGCAUCAGACAACGAAGACCGCGCAAACAGAGAGGUCACGGCUGCACCCAUCAUGUCGUUGAAUAGGGCGAGGAACAGCGGCCCAGCUGGCAGACCCACAAAGCCCAACGACCAGCUGUCCACAGGAAAAACAGCCGUCGACCAGCGCAGCCGCCGCAAGAUCGAGGAGGACUAUCGCCAGCGCAUUCUAGCAAAGGUCGACAAGGACAUCAUCGACCGGGCAACGCACGAGAACAAGACGACGCCGACUGGACGCACAUAUCGUGCGAUCCUGACCGUCUUGGAGCAGAAUGAGGCGCUGGUCGUGGCCCUGGCGAGGGAGAACGAGGAGUUGAAGAAGCAACUCGAGGAGGCGAGGAAGAGACAAGGCUGA
Molecule: messenger RNA, 636 nt
Organism: Exophiala xenobiotica
Lineage: Eukaryota; Fungi; Ascomycota; Eurotiomycetes; Chaetothyriales; Herpotrichiellaceae
Exons: 1
Coding region: 1-636 (211 amino acids)
Source: RefSeq, a predicted model, not a curated record